Pipistrellus nathusii (Nathusius's pipistrelle) is the source of this 957-nucleotide messenger RNA. The record is from the annotation of a GenBank genome assembly. NCBI's taxonomy places the organism in Eukaryota, Metazoa, Chordata, Mammalia, Chiroptera, Vespertilionidae.
AUGUCGCCGCACAACCCGGGCACGGAGCUCGACCUCAGCUGGAUCUCCAAAAUACAAGUGAACCAACCGGCGGUGCUGAGACGCGCUCAACAGAUCCAGGCUCGCAGGACGGUGAAGAAGGAGUGGCAGGCUGCUUGGCUCCUGAAAGCUGUUACCUUUAUAGAUCUUACUACACUUUCAGGCGAUGACACAUAUUCCAACAUUCAAAGGCUCUGUUACAAAGCCAAGUAUCCUAUCCGGAAAGAUCUCUUGGAAGCUUUAAAUAUGCACGACGAAGGCAUCACCACGGCUGCCGUUUGUGUCUACCCUGCCCGUGUGUGUGAUGCGGUGAAGGCGCUGCAGGCUGCCGGCUGUCAUAUUCCCGUGGCGUCAGUGGCCACUGGCUUUCCAGCUGGACAGACUCAUUUAAAAACACGAUUGGAAGAGAUCAAAUUGGCCGUGGAAGAUGGAGCUAUGGAGAUCGAUGUGGUAAUUAACAGGACCUUGGUGCUGACAGGCCAGUGGGAAGCCCUGUAUGAUGAGAUCCGUCAGUUUCGAAAGGCCUGUGGGGAGGCUCAUCUCAAAACCAUCUUAGCAACAGGAGAACUUGGAUCGCUCACUAAUGUCUAUAAAGCCAGCAUGAUAGCAAUGAUGGCAGGUUCAGAUUUUAUUAAGACUUCUACUGGAAAAGAAACAGUCAAUGCCACCUUCCCGGUAGCUAUAGUAAUGCUCCGGGCCAUUAGAGAUUUCUUCUGGAAAACUGGAAACAAGGUGGGCUUUAAGCCGGCAGGAGGCAUCCGCAGUGCAAAGGAUUCCCUUGCCUGGCUCUCCCUCAUAAAGGAGGAGCUAGGAGAUGAGUGGCUGAAGCCAGAGCUCUUUCGGAUCGGUGCCAGCGCUCUGCUUUCCGACAUUGAGAGGCAGAUUUAUCAUCACGUGACUGGAAGAUAUGCAGCUUACCAUGAUCUUCCAAUGUGUUAA